AUGUCAGAGCAACAACAUCGAGGCCAUUGGCUGGACAAGUACGCAACGAAUUAUGCUGCUUGGGAGCUGUCAGUUGGAUCACAUGGCAGUCAGAUGUUCAAGCGUCCACUUGGGCUCGUGGAAAGCUCAUUUGAUGCAGAUGGGUUGUAUUAUGGCGGGCGAGCAGAUAUGACAUCUCUCUUCACCCUCUCAUGUCAACACAAGCUCUCCAAAGCUGAGCUUAAGCGUAGGGUUGCAAUUGCAUGGGCGUCCCUGCGCCUGCAGCACCCUUUGCUUUUGGCUCGUGUAAUGGAUGAUCCAGCAACUGGAACCCGCAACUUCGCAGUCAACAUCCCGUCCUCACCAGAAGCUGCUAUCCAAGAGGUUGAAAAUAGCAUCAUCUGGUUUGAAGACACAUACCCGGACGUAGACGAAAAGGAGGUCUACCACCACGCCUACAACGUAACCCGAAUAAUCGAACCGACGAAAUGCCUUUCAAAACUCCACAUUCUGCCCAUCACCCAGAAUACUGAUGGAACCUACUCUCUCCGCUUCCUAAUCGUAAUAGCGCACCAAAUCUCCGACGGGCUCUCAGCAUACAGCUGGUUCAGCCAUUUCAUCCGGAUUUUGAACCAGCCAUCUGAAGCCAUCUUAGCAGAUAUCGCGUCGUGCGGUCAGGCCGAAAAGAUACAAGCAGUCUUGCCAGCAGCACAGGAAGGGCUAUACCCCCCAAUCACCGGCAGCAGAGCGCGAAAACGCUGGUUCUGGGCACUAAUCCGCGUCCUGCGACAUGUGAAGAAGGGUCUUCCACCCACAUUUACGAACCCGCUACGAAGAGCACAGAGACUGGAGACUGCGCCGCCGCUACAGCCAAAGUUUGAUGCCAUCUUCGACUACAACCCCGUUACCCGCCCACCAAUGUCCUGUGGCCACAUCUCCGCAUCUCUCUCUCCAUCCGCUUCAUCGCGCCUAAUCGCCCUCUGCAGAGCCGCAAACGUAUCCAUAGGCGCCGGAUGUUUCGCUCUCGCAGGCCUCUCCAUGAUGGCUAUACAUGAAAGCCUCUCUCCUUCCUCGUCCCACCACCCAGCCUUCACAGCAUCCUUCCCCCUGAACCCCCGUGCCUUCUUCGCAAACCCCCCACCACCAGACUCCUGUAUGCUAGCCUUCAGCGACGGAAUUGUCAUGCCUUUCUUAUCCAGCAGUCUCCCCGUAGAAGGCCGGUUCAAGCUCGUGGCCAAGCAUGCGAACCGUGAGCUGAAGGUUUACCAGAAGAGGAAACUCAAGGGGAGCGACUUGAAAGGUACACCGGGUAUACUGGACAAGUACUCACCGGGCCGUCUGCUGGCAACGGGUGCAGCGGAAUUUGGAGCCACAUGUGGUGUUUCUUCCAUUGGGCCACUGGCAGCGUUUUUCAAGCGUGGCACCUACGAUCUCAAGAAUCUGGGUGACAAGGACUUUGCGGCGGAUUUCCAAGACGUCAAGAUUGGGGUUAGGGCGAGGGAGAAUGAGUUCUUGGUUGGCAGCUCGACGAGUGCGGAGGGUAUUGUUGGGUUUGGGGUGAGCUAUGAUUUGAACGCGAUUAGUAAGGAGAGGGCGGAGCUGUGGAAGAGGACGAUUGAAGGGCUUUUGGAGGUGGGGGAGCGUGAGAGGGCGAGGUUGUAA
Molecule: messenger RNA, 1641 nt
Organism: Pyrenophora tritici-repentis Pt-1C-BFP
Lineage: Eukaryota; Fungi; Ascomycota; Dothideomycetes; Pleosporales; Pleosporaceae
Source: RefSeq, a predicted model, not a curated record